CAGGGGUUGUGAGCUGUCAACUCCCCCUGAGCCCCCAUUACAUUAAAUUAACCCCCCAUUUUUAAUUGAUACGCGGGCGGGGGGGGGUCACACUUAGAGGCUUGCUGUGUAAACCAAUACAAAAAGUUUGAAAAUCACUGCUAGUCGAUCCCUUCCUCAGUCCCGUUGUCUUGGCUGUGAUACCAGCUGUGCUGUGCCCCCAGACAGAUUUACAUCGCUUUGGUCCUUUAUCUUGCAUUCCCCCGGCAGAGACAAGGCGGGCGAGGUAAUAUCUUUGAUUGGACCCACUUCUGUUCCAUGAGCGAGACAAACUUUGGAGCUGUCACCAGGAAGCUGCGGUUCCGAACCAUGACUCAACUCCACGUCAAGCCUGUUUACAAGAAGGGAAACUCCCCUUUCUCGUUCAAGGGUCAGCACAUUUCAGGGAACAGGGAAGUGAAAUUAAACGGCUCUCCUGCCCGGGAUGAGCCAUGGCUGCUGCUGCAAAGGCAAGGCAAAGCCUCCAGGAUGAAGCUUCUUGUUCCAUCUGCCUGGAGUAUUUUAAUGAUCCGGUGACUAUAGACUGUGGGCACAAUUUCUGCCAAGCCUGCAUCACCCAGUGCUGGGAGGGAGCUGAUAAAGACGUCUCCUGCCCUCAGUGCAGAGCGACCUUUCCCCAGAGGAACCUCAGGCCUAACUGGCAGCUGGCCAACAUGGUAGAAAUAGCCAAGCAGCUACAUUUGCAAUCGACAAAAGAUGUCGGAGCCGGGCGAGCGUGCGAGAAACACCAGGAGGCUCUGAAACUCUUCUGUCAAGAGGAUCAGUCCCCCAUCUGCGUGGUGUGCGACAGGUCCAAGGAGCACAGGGCUCACACGGUGGUUCCUGCAGAGGAGGCCGCCCAGGAGUACAAGGGACAAAUUAGGAGUCGUUUGGAGAUGCUGAAGAAGGAGAUGGAAGGCAUUGCUGCACUGAAAUUGAAUGGGGAAAUAACAAGCGAGGAGCUGCUGCAACAGACGGAGAGCGAGAGGAAGAAGAUUCUGUCGGAAUUUGAGAAACUCCAUCUGUUUCUAGAGGAGAAAGAAUUGCUCCUAUUGGCCCAGCUGGAAGUACUGGACAAGGAGAUAUUGAAGAGGCAUGAUGAAUUCACCACCAGGCUCACCCAGGAGAGAUCUCGUCUCGGGACCCUGAUCAGUGAGAUGGAAGGGAAGUGCAGGCAGCCAGCAAGUGAAUUCCUGCAGGACAUCAGAAGCACCUUGAGCAGGUAUGAGACGGGGAAGUCUCAGAGUCCACCAUCCCUUCCUCUGGAACUGAAAAGGAGAGUCAAGGAAUUCUCUCAGAAGCACACAUUUCUGGAGCACACUCUGAGUAAAUUUAAAGAGAGACUGUCAUCUGAAACAAAGCUGGACAAAGAGAUUCUAUCUGGAAAGCAGUUGGACAAAGCCAACGUGACCCUGGAUCCAGACACGGCUCAUCCUCAUCUCAUCCUGUCUGAGGAUGGGAAAAGCGUGAAAUGGGGACCUGCACGGCAGGACGUGCCCGACAACUUCAGAAGAUUUGAUCCCGUUCCCUGUGUGCUGGGCUGUGAGGGGUUCACCUCGGGGAGACAUUGCUGGGAAGUGGAGGUGGACGGGAGCAGUUGGGCCGUGGGGGUGGCCAGAGAGUCUGUGACGAGAAAGGGAGGGGUCAGCUUGGAGCCAGAGGAGGGGAUCUGGGCUGUGGGGCAGCUGAACCCAAUUCAGUAUGUGGCUCUCACUUCUCCUUGGACAAGCCUGCCACCGGAUAGGAGACCCAGGAAGAUCUGGGUCGCCCUGGACUACAAAAGGGGGCAGGUGGCAUUUUUCAACGCUGAGAACCACACUGAGAUCUUCACUUUCAUAGCAGUCACUUUUGCUGGGAGAAUCUUCCCGUUCUGCUGGGUGGCAGACAAAAACUCCCAGGUCAGAAUCUGUCACUGAGCUGCGAGAUCAGGUAUUCCUCUUCCCCCCACCCCUGGGGCCUGGAUCUGGCAUCUGCUCCGUAGAAUCUCCUGGUGGAAUUCUAGUCUGUCCGACCCAGCUUCUAACACUCGCUUCACAGCAGUAUCUGACUGCCCACGCCACCUCCUACUGGAGCCCAGAGAGAGCCCAGUUUCUCUAACGCCGGCAGACAAUUCAUGGCACAGACAGUUCAUGACCCCCUAUACACUCCCCCUACUGCAAGAUCCCUCCUCGGAUGAGCAGGAGAGGAUCUUUUCUAAGAGGAGAGAAAUCAGAGGGAUUAGAGGUGCGGG
Messenger RNA from Chrysemys picta bellii (western painted turtle), 2248 nucleotides. RefSeq names its product zinc finger protein RFP-like. Gene Ontology annotation, biological process: protein ubiquitination. Gene Ontology annotation, molecular function: zinc ion binding; ubiquitin protein ligase activity; protein binding. NCBI's taxonomy places the organism in Eukaryota, Metazoa, Chordata, Testudines, Emydidae. Gene Ontology annotation, cellular component: cytoplasm. The record is from RefSeq and is a predicted model, not a curated record.